Molecule: messenger RNA, 1714 nt
Organism: Nothoprocta perdicaria
Lineage: Eukaryota; Metazoa; Chordata; Aves; Tinamiformes; Tinamidae
Gene: MIMS1
Product: family with sequence similarity 210 member A
Exons: 5
Coding region: 339-1166 (275 amino acids)
Cellular component (GO): mitochondrion
Source: RefSeq, a predicted model, not a curated record
CUGCUGCUUUGUGGGAAAUGUGUGCCUGUAGGACAUGCCCCCACUACCCCAGUGUUGCUGACAGCAGGCACUUGCCUCCUGUUCAGCUCAGGGCUGUUUGAGGUGAAAGGACUGACAUCUGUGGCAACACUGAGAAAGAGCCUGCCUUGUGCUCUGACAAGUGUUCCCAUCGAGGUGGGGAAAUAAUCAUUCAGCGAGCUGGAGUCUUCAGUAUGUUCAAGAAAUAUAUUUGAAAGGUGGGAAAUAGUAGAAGAAGGUUUCAAACAUCAAGAACUUGUACUUUCUUUGUAAAGCAUCUGUAAAGUAAAAAAGGGGAACCUCAGCCACACUUCAUCAAAAUGCAAAGGAGCAUAUUACAAACAGCAUCUCAGCUGGCUCAUGGGACAUGUUUAUUUUUUUCUCCAACUAAUAUCUUUCAGUGCUUAAAAGAACAAUCAGUCUCAUCUAAUGUUGGAUGCAAAGCAAUUUUGGCACUGAGCCCUCCUAAACGAUGUCACCAUGCAGGUGCAGCACUGUUUGCCUCAAAGAAACGUGCAUUUUCAUCUCAGCCAGCAAACACUCCUCACAAAGCCCCAGAAGAGAGAAAGGCUUUGACUUCGACUGAUGAUAAAUCCCAGCAGAGCCCUGCAGACUCGGUUUCUUCAGACCCUGAUCCAUUACAAGACAAAUCAAUUGGUCUUUUUCAGAGAUUCAAGAAAACAUUUAAACAGUAUGGAAAAGUCAUGAUUCCAGUGCAUCUUUUGACCUCCACUGUGUGGUUUGGAUCCUUUUACUAUGCAGCCAUGAAAGGUGUGAAUGUUGUUCCAUUCCUAGAAUUGAUUGGCUUGCCAGACAGCGUAGUAAACAUCCUGAAAAAUUCUCAAAGUGGAAAUGCACUAACUGCGUAUGCAUUGUAUAAGAUUGCAACUCCUGCCAGAUACACUGUGACUUUAGGAGGAACAUCCAUCACUGUCAAAUAUCUACGUAAAAGUGGCUACAUGUCCACACCACCACCAGUAAAGGAAUAUCUGCAAGAUAGGAUGGAGGAAACAAAGGAUAAAAUUACAGAGAAAAUGGAGGAAACAAAGGACAAAAUCACAGAAAAGAUGGAAGAAACAAAGGAUAAAAUUACAGGAAAGAUACAGGAAACCAAAGAUAAAGUUUCAUUUAAAAAAAUAAAGGACUAGGAAAGAUGCUUAAUUGUUGGAUAUAUCAAACUUAGCACUUUAACCCUUUGAGGCAGGAGAUACAAAGUGCACUUCUGAGUUCCUUUUUGUCUGGAGGCUACAGUUGCUCUGUGGAUUAAAAAUUCUGUACACUCACCAAGGCUUAAAGCUCCCUGGGGGAGGGUAGUUGUAACAUUUUCUUUUAGAAAAGCAAAAGUGAAUCUCAGAAGUUCAUCUGUCCAGUGGCUAACAGUAUCAACACUUCUUCCCCGUUAUUUCAUCAGAAAGGAAGAUCUCUCUUCCGCAAGCACCUUUCUGCUCUUGCACAAUUACCACUUAAUGUGCAAUUAUUACUCUGUCAGAUGAACCUUCCAUUACGCAGGAAAGAAGAUUUCUGUGCUGGGGAAGACGAUAUAUUUUGAUUUUCAGCGUGUGUGUAGCCAGGCCUCUUUAGCCACCGCCACCUCUCAACCCGAGGAGACAGACCRUGAUCGCAGGCACCGCACCCGACGGAAGCGAUGGAAGAGCGGCCGGCCUCUGAAAGGUGUUACAACUACACUGACUUCAGC